GCUGAUACUACGUUGGCUUACAAGAAAUUAACUGGGAACGGUUUAAAGAACAAUGGUUUACUCUUUACCGGGUAUCCGGUUAUCGGUAACCAAGGAAAGAUUCAGACAUCAGGGUCUUGUCUUUACUCAUCCUCCCUUAGAAUUGAUGUCUCAUGCUCUUGGGAUCCGAGAUACAAUGGUCUGUUCUUCUACGAGACAACUGCUAUAUUCCCAUUACCUCGGUUUAGAGACUUUAUCCUCGACGUGAAGAAGCUACGAGACAUGAAACCAGAAAGACUGUGCGGCAUCGACAUCUACAAUGGUAUCCUCAUACGUUUCAUCAAGGGCUCAAAGGCUUAUCUCGGCCAGGGAGAGGACUCUGUGGUCAUUGACUUUAACUAUUACCGAGCUGACGAUGUGUUGACCCCGAGGUUAAACCAAGAUGUGAUGGAGGAGAUGGAGCAGAUGGCGUUUUCCAAAUACGGGGCAAAGCCGCAUUGGGGGAAGAAUAGGAAAGUGGGUUUCUUUGGCGUGAAGCAAAAGUAUGGACCUAACUUUGACAAGUUCUUGGAAGUGAAGAACAAGUUAGAUCCUAAGAUGAUGUUUUCUAGUGAAUGGUCAGAUGAGAUUCUUUUUGGGAGAGAAGGUUUGAAGUAUGAUGGAUGUGCGCUUGAA
Molecule: messenger RNA, 654 nt
Organism: Brassica oleracea var. oleracea
Lineage: Eukaryota; Viridiplantae; Streptophyta; Magnoliopsida; Brassicales; Brassicaceae
Product: L-gulonolactone oxidase 3-like
Exons: 1
Cellular component (GO): membrane
Molecular function (GO): D-arabinono-1,4-lactone oxidase activity
Source: RefSeq, a predicted model, not a curated record